Messenger RNA from Perca flavescens (yellow perch), 1875 nucleotides. RefSeq names its product protein FAM19A5. Gene Ontology annotation, biological process: G protein-coupled receptor signaling pathway. Gene Ontology annotation, molecular function: G protein-coupled receptor binding; receptor ligand activity. The transcript has 4 exons. Lineage: Eukaryota; Metazoa; Chordata; Actinopteri; Perciformes; Percidae. Bases 655 to 1032 code for a protein of 125 amino acids. The record is from RefSeq and is a predicted model, not a curated record.
AUCGCCGCGGAUCCUCAGACCCGGAGGCAGCAGCUGCGUCUCAUCCUCUUCCUCCUCCUCACUCUUCAACACCGACUAGCCGGUCCGCAGGGCGACAUACCCGGCGGGGAAACGUGCAACAUGCCCGCUGAGCAGCUCCAGCCGGGCCCGGUGUCGGUUUUUCCACUUCUGGCGGGAUUUAGGUGGUCAAGCGGACGGAGACUCCCGAUGGAUCCGAAGCGCAGAGAGCUGUAAGUUGGAGGCGGGAAAACUGGAAAACUUCUUCUCCGGAACAGAUUUCUGUAUUUUGAUGAACAUGCUGUGGCGGAGGGAAUCACCCCGGGCAUCUGCUGCUGCUCCUGCCGGCCGCAGCUGCGGACCGUGACCCGCAGGGGAGCGCGGCGAGGACCCCGGCAGCUUCACCCGGAGAGUGCCGGGAAGGGAAAACAAAACAUCUUAGCUGCUGCUGCCUUUAAAAUCUUCUCCACGGUGGAUUUGUCACUUCAGGCUCGUGCGUGAUUUCAUAGCCUAUCCCGGAGAUGCCAGCCGUCUCUGGUCUCCGUCCUCCUGUGGAUCGGAUCGGGAUGGAUGUGGCGCAGUGAGGAGGCACCAGCCUGCGGAUAAUCACAGUUUGGACUUUUUGGUUCCCCCGCGUGCGGCUCGCGGCUCUCCCUCAUGCAGCUCCUCCGGCUGGCCUGGGCUCUGACUGCCGCUGCGGUCUGCUUCCUGCUCCUCCUGAUCCUCCACAACCACAUCCUGAGAGAAGGUCAGCUGGCGGCGGGGACCUGUGAAGUCGUCACUCUGGACCGGGACAGCAGCCAGCCGAGGAGGACCAUCGCCCGACAGACGGCCCGCUGCGCCUGCAGGAAGGGACAGAUCGCCGGGACGACCCGAGCCAGACCGGCCUGCGUCGACGUUGGUAUCGUGUGGACUCGACAGUGGUGCGAGAUGUCUCCGUGUUUGGACGAUGAAGGCUGCGGUCUCCUGGUCAAUCAGUCAGGCUGGACCUGCACGCAACCAGGAGGCCGAGUCAAGACCACCACGGUCUCCUGACAGCGGCGGCAAGGACACACACUCCGCAGAGAGAGAGAGAGACUGGUUCCCAUCGUCCAUCGCCCAUCCGUCAUCACCAAGCGCACCAAUCAUCAGCCGCUAACAGAGCCAAGGGCCGGGGCCGGGGAGUCGUCACUUCCUGCCUCAUGCUUGGGCGAACUGUGCAAACUCCAGCCUGAAGUUCUUCUUCUUUCUGGAGGAAAAACAACCGUGUUUAUUUUCCAGGAGAUUUAGAAAAAAAAGAGGAAUAUUAUGACGAGCUGCUGUAUGGAUUUGUUUUUCGUUUGGCAACAAACUCUGUUUCUUUUUACAGACCAAAGAUGAACAGAGCCGACGAUGAGACGUUUAAAAAAAAAAAAAAAAAAAACAUAUCUCUGUAAAGAAACAAACACAUUGUGAUAUUACACAGUAAGUGACUUAACUGAGCAAAGUUAAAUUGUACAUGACUUAAUGAUAAAAACAUGUAUCAGUGUGAGGAGAGCUGUCGAUGUUUCUGUCGGGACAGUUCAGAUGUUCACGUGCCAAACAUCAGUCGGGUGGAGAAGGUGAAAAAAACUAAUGAGGCAUUUUUAUGAUGAGAACAUUAAACAUUGUGCAUUUUUAUCAGAAACUGAAGACACAUUUUCAAGUUUGGAGUCAACCAGGGCAGGAAAAAAAAAUCAGUGGUGGAAUGUUACUUUACUUUUACUCAAGUACUGUACCUAAGUAACAUUUUUAGAGUAGUGGUACUUAACUAUUUUCUUUUCAUGCCACUUUAGAGUAUAUCCCACUUAUUAUCCCACAAUAUUGUACUUUUUACUUCACUACAUUUAUUUGACACCUGUAAUUACCUUACAAAUUAAG